Molecule: messenger RNA, 1569 nt
Organism: Pseudomyrmex gracilis
Lineage: Eukaryota; Metazoa; Arthropoda; Insecta; Hymenoptera; Formicidae
Gene: CstF64
Product: cleavage stimulation factor subunit 2 tau variant
Exons: 8
Coding region: 114-1472 (452 amino acids)
Biological process (GO): mRNA 3'-end processing
Cellular component (GO): mRNA cleavage and polyadenylation specificity factor complex
Molecular function (GO): mRNA binding
Source: RefSeq, a predicted model, not a curated record
UCUAUUCAAAACAUUCGAUCAUAGAAUUUCAUGCGGUAUAUAAUAUAAAAAAUAUUGCAGGUGUAUCGUGAACGUUUUAACGUGGCGGAGAAAAACAAAAACAAAUCGCAAAAAUGAGCAAUUCAACUAUUUCGGAUCAGUCGCUAAUGGAUAAGUCCAUGCGGAGUGUUUUCGUCGGGAAUAUCCCGUACGAAGCCACGGAGGAGAAUCUGAAGGAUAUCUUCAGCGAGGUGGGACCUGUUCUGUCUUUCAAAUUGGUCUUCGAUCGUGAAACCGGCAAGCCCAAAGGAUAUGGCUUUUGUGAAUAUAAGGAUCAAGAAACUGCCUUGAGUGCUAUGAGAAAUUUAAACGGAUAUGAAAUCGGCGGUAGAACAUUACGUGUGGACAAUGCGUGCACAGAGAAGAGUCGAAUGGAAAUGCAGAGCCUGUUGCAGGGACAGAAUACUGAGAAUCCGUACGGAGAGGCUGUUCAGUCAGACAAGGCGCCAGAGGCAAUAAGCAAAGCUGUAGCAUCUUUACCACCGGAGCAAAUGUUCGAGCUGAUGAAGCAGAUGAAGCUCUGUGUGCAAAACAAUCCAAAUGAAGCGCGUCAAAUGCUUCUUCAAAAUCCUCAGCUAGCAUAUGCUCUACUCCAGGCACAGGUAGUCAUGAGAAUAGUGGACACUCAUACAGCAGUUAAUAUGUUGCACAAAGCUAAUCCUAUUCCGAGUGUGUUGACACCAUCAGACAAACCACUUCAACAAGUCCAGCCACGAAUUGAGGAACCAUGGGCACCUGCACGGCCAGUGCCGGCCAGUGUUCCACCAAUCUUUGCCGUAGCGCAGAAAAUAGACGAGAAAGAUUUUUAUUCGCAAUAUUCAGCAGGUCAAGAUGUGGAUCUUCGAUUGGACAGACCAAUAGAUCCACGUUUGGCUAGGUUAGAUCAAGAUUUGAGAGGAUCUUUGCAGACACAGCCCACUUCGGUUACGGUUCCACCAGUCAUAUCGGCCACUACUGAUCUGACAAGAGGACCUAGUUCAUUCACCGUUGCUGCAGACAACAUUCUUCCUGUGGAAGGAAUUGAGAGCUUCUGCCGUGAUCCAAGAACCGAUAGAUUCGGUAGAGAUCCACGAGACCCGAGAGAUCCAAGGAUGCCAGCAGAUCCUAGGACCAAAGUUAAUCCGGUUCCGGCUUUGGUUGCAACUGUUCCGAGACCAGUUGCUGCGCCAACUGUGACAACUCCAAGCGUAACCAGCAUUACAACUGGAUCCUCGGCAGCGCUCACACAAUCCACAACUUCCGCGACCACGAGACUUAUGGCCGGAAUGUCUCCCGCGGGAAACAUACCUAGCGGUGCGUCUGAUCAGGAAAAGGCUGCUCUAAUAAUGCAAGUCUUGCAAUUAUCGGACGAGCAAAUUGCAAUGCUCCCACCUGAGCAAAGACAAAGUAUUCUAGUGUUGAAGGAACAAAUUGCGAAGAGCACUCAACGCUGAUAAGCGUUAAACCGGGACGUCAAGCAUUUUGAUAUAAGAAAUGUUUUUAAAAUUCACAGCCAUGUAUCACGUACAAUCACAAUAAAGCGUCAAAAAA